AUGUUUAACAAGUGCAUGUCUAAAAAAACAGGCAAUAUUGAUACAAUGUCAAAUACAAAAGUAACAUUAUAUCCAUCAUUGACAACAAUUUUAACUCCAUCGACAAGUCCAAUAACUACGACUAGUAGUAAUAGUGUAUCACCACUUCAUAUCUCAAUCUAUAAAUUAAAAACAACAUUUUUAACUCGUUUUCAUUUAUCAUCAACAUCAUCAAACUCUUAUCGUCUUGAAAUAUUUCUUACAUUUUUAUUAUGUAUUGUUUUACCAAUUAUUAUUAUAUUUUCUCUAAUAUUUCGUAAAAAUAUCAUUGAUACACGUCAAGAAGAAACAUUAUUUAAUACAUCGACAAUAACAACAUCAAUUAUAAAAAAUAUUUCGACAAUAAUACUCGAUAAAACAAAUGAUAAUUCAAAAAUAUUUUUUCCAACAGAAUUAAGACAAAUUCAAUUAAAUGAAUAUCCAGAUGCUCGAUGUAAUGAUGGAAGUCAAGCAACAUACUAUUUAAGACAUCGAUAUUUUUUAUCAACAAAAACUGAACAACAUACAUUUAAUAUUCAUGUACAAUCAAGACGAUGGCUCAUUUUCUUAGAUGGUGGUUGGUAUUGUCAUGAUUUAUCAACAUGUGAAAAACGUCAAUUAAUUAAUCCUCUGUUAACAAGUUCAAAACAAUCAAAAGAUUAUCGUUAUGGUAGUGGAAUAUUGUCAUCAUCGUCAGAUGAAUCAGGACCAUUUACAAAUUAUAAUAUUAUCUAUAUUCCAUAUUGUUCAAGUGAUCUAUGGACGGGUACGAUGAACAGUAGUAGCAGUAAUUCAAAUCAGAUACAAUUUUCUGGAUAUAAUAUUUUGAAAUCAGUUUUAUAUGAUUUAUAUGAAACAAAAGGUCUACAUCAAGCAAAACAAAUUAUAUUUUCUGGAACAAGUGCUGGUGGUCUAGGUGUACUAAUAACAUUACCAAAUUUAUUAAAUGAUUUACCAUCGAUAUUAAAUCGAAAUCGAAUUGAUAUUCGAGCAAUAAUUGAUUCAGCUUGGUUUAUAGAACCGGAUAAUGAUUCAUAUGGUUCAGAUACAAUUCAACAUGGAAUUGAUUAUUGGAAAGCAAAAUUACCAUUGAAAUGCAAAGAAAAAUAUAAAAAUAAACAAGAAAGAUGGAAAUGUUUUCUUGGCGAUGUUGCAUUAGAAUCAUUUGAAAAAAAUACUCAAUUAAUUAUUAUUCAGUCUCUAACAGAUAAUACUCAAUUAUUAGCCUCAAAACAAUUAUCUUCAACAUCCUAUUUGACUAUCGAUGAUAACGAUAAUGAUGAGAAUAUUGAUCGUUUACGAACAACAAACAUUAAAACAAAUAAUUUUACUCUAAAAUUAAUUGAUUCAUUAAAAAAACAAUCUCAUAUAAAUAUAUUUGCCACCGGUUGUCCAUUUCAUGGUCUACUCUUACGCGCCGAUUGGUUACAGUUUAGUAUUAAUGAUAAAAAAUUAUCUCAAAUUUUAAUCGCAUGGUUAAGGACUACACCGUCGAAACGCUAUAUACAAUUAAUUGAUCGAUUAAGAAUGAGCUAUUGUCCAAUUACGGUGAAUUUGUAA
Messenger RNA from Didymodactylos carnosus, 1578 nucleotides. Lineage: Eukaryota; Metazoa; Rotifera; Eurotatoria; Philodinida; Philodinidae. The record is from the annotation of a GenBank genome assembly.